This is a messenger RNA of Miscanthus lutarioriparius, 1101 nucleotides long. The record is from the annotation of a GenBank genome assembly. NCBI's taxonomy places the organism in Eukaryota, Viridiplantae, Streptophyta, Magnoliopsida, Poales, Poaceae.
AUGGCGCUCUCCGACCGCUCCCGCGAGUCGCUCCUCCCGAGCUUCCUCUACUCCUCCUCGGCGCGCUCCUUCGCAGCCACUGGCGCCGCCGCGCGCCUCCCUGUCUCCUCCCCGGCGCCUGCCGCGGCUGGAGCAGGAGGCCGCGUGCCGUUCUCGAUCCAGGCGCCCAACGAGAAGAUCGAGAUGUACUCGCCGGCCUUCUACGCCGCCUGCACCGCCGGAGGAAUCGCCAGCUGCGGGCUCACCCACACGGCCGUCACGCCGCUCGACCUCGUCAAGUGCAACAUGCAGAUCGAUCCAGCGAAAUACAAGAGUAUCUCAUCUGGAUUUGGUGUCCUGUUAAAGGAGCAAGGGGCUAGGGGCUUCUUCAGGGGAUGGGUGCCUACCUUGCUUGGUUACAGCGCUCAGGGGGCUUGCAAGUUUGGCUUCUAUGAGUUCUUUAAGAAGUAUUACUCGGACAUUGCAGGGCCUGAGUAUGCCCAGAAGUACAAGACUCUAAUCUACCUCGCAGGAUCCGCAUCGGCUGAGGUAAUUGCUGAUGUGGCUCUCUGCCCUUUUGAAGCUGUGAAGGUACGUGUGCAGACACAACCUGGAUUUGCUCGUGGGUUGAGUGAUGGGCUCCCCAAAUUUGUCCGAUCUGAGGGUGCUCUUGGGCUCUACAAGGGAAUUGUUCCUCUCUGGGGUCGUCAGAUUCCUUAUACCAUGAUGAAGUUUGCUUCCUUUGAGACCAUCGUUGAGCUUAUCUACAAGCAUGCUGUGCCUGUUCCGAAGUCUGAGUGCAGCAAGACUACCCAGUUGGGUAUUAGCUUUGCUGGCGGUUACAUUGCUGGUGUCUUCUGUGCUAUUGUGUCUCACCCGGCUGACAACCUUGUGUCUUUCCUGAACAAUGCCAAGGGUGCUACAGUGGGCGAUGCUGUUAAGAAGCUUGGUCUCUUGGGUCUUUUCACUAGAGGACUUCCUCUUCGUAUCGUCAUGAUUGGUACCCUUACUGGUGCUCAGUGGGGAAUUUAUGAUGCUUUCAAAGUGAUGGUUGGACUCCCAACCACCGGAGGUGUUACACCUGCCCCAGCAGCGGAGGCUGAAUCGAAAGCCAUUGCCUGA